AUGACCCUCAAUAGUUGGUCAGAUGAGAUGAAACCAGAAAUAUUGGAGAGCGAAGUGAGAUGGGCUCUAGGAUGUCUUGCAGAUAACAAGGCUGCAAGAGUUGAUGAAAUCCCAAUUGAACUAUUCAAAAUUCUGCAAGAUGAUGCUGUGAAAUUUCUGCUUGCCUUAUGCCAACAAAUGUGGAAAACUCAACAGCAGCCAAAAGACUGGAAACGGUCAGUCUACAUCCCAAUCCCAAAAAAAGGCAAUGCCAAAGAGUGCUUCAAUUAUCGAACAAUUGCACUAAUUUCACAUGCCAGCAAGCUAAGAUCCUACAAGCUCGACUUCCCGGUCCAAACAAUAUAUGGACCGGAAUUACCAUAUGUACAAGCUGGGUUGUGCAAAGGACGAGGCACUAGAGAUCAAAUUGCAAAUGUACAAUGGAUAAUAGAAAAAGCCAGAGAGUUCCAGAAAAACAUCUACUUCUGCUUCAUAGAUUAUUCUAAAGCCUUUGACUGUGUGGAUCAAAACAACAUGUGGCAAGUUCUUAAAGAGAUGGGAGUACCAGAUCAUCUCAUCCGCCUCCUGAGGAAUCUGUAUGUGGACCAAGAAGCCACCGUCAGAACCGAUCAUGGGACAACAGAAUGGUUCAAGAUCGGGAAAGGAGUGCGACAAGGUUGUAUAUUGUCAACUUAUUUAUUCAACUUAUAUGCGGAAUACAUAAUGUGUAAUGCUGGGCUGGAUGAAUCCAAAGCUGGAAACAAUAUUUCAGGAAGAAAUAUCAACAACCUCAGAUAUGCGGAUGGUACUACUCUGAUGGAUGAAAGUGAAGAAGAACUAAAGCACCUGUUGAUAAGUUUUAAAGAAGAGAGUGCAAAAGCUGGCUUGCUGCUUAACGUUAAAAAGACUAAGAUCAUGGCAAACAGCAAUCUUAGUUCUUGGCAAAUAGAUGGGGAAGAAGUGGAGGCAGUGACAGAUUUUAUUUUCCUGGGAUCCAAGAUCUCCUUAGAUUGUGACUGUAGUCAUGAAAUUAAAAGACGUUUGCUUCUGGGGGGGAAAGCUAUGGACAAGCUGAUAAAAACUAAACAUAUUACACUAUCAACAAAGGUCUGCAUAGUCAGAGCUAUAGUAUUCUCAGUAGUAACAUACGGAUGUGAGAGCUGGACUAUAAAGAAGGCUGAGCGUCACAGAAUUGAUGCCUUUGAACUAUGGUGUUUGAAAAUGCUUAGAAUCCCUUGGAUUGCAAGAAGAUCCAAUAAAUCUGUACUACAGGAAAUCAAAACAAACUGUUCACUGGAAGCUAUGAUCAUGAGGCUGAAGCUCAAAUAUUUUGGCCAUAUAAUGAGAAGGCAUGAUUCUCUAGAGAAGACUCUGAUGUUGGCAAAGAUUGAAGGCACACGAAGAAGGGGAUAA
Molecule: messenger RNA, 1392 nt
Organism: Pelobates cultripes (western spadefoot toad)
Lineage: Eukaryota; Metazoa; Chordata; Amphibia; Anura; Pelobatidae
Source: the annotation of a GenBank genome assembly